ACCAGUAAGAGGCACCAAUGCACCAUUCAACUGCUUCAUAAUCUAUGGAAAAAGAAGACGAAGACGACUCUCGUCUACCAUGGUAACGGCCCAUAAGCGUUGUGGCCACGCCUUCGCGGGAUCUGGUGGCCACGGUCAGUAGCCGCGAUUACUAACCAGCGUAGGACGGGGUCGUUUCUUGCCCAUUUUACUUGAACGUUGCUUAGGUUAUUAGGAAAUUAAGUAUGGCAAAAGUAAACGGUGGUUCGCCCGGGUGUAGGGCCAUUGUAAUGGCCCGUCAGUUUUUGUCAAAGUCUUCACCCAUCGGUCGGCAUCCGAAUAUCGCUCAAAAGAGAUUCAUUAAACUUCAGCGCCGAUUGAUGUCAGCUGAAUUCGCCGGGCAGGGAAACAAGACCCCGGUAUGGAUUCAUGAAGAGCGGACCAAUGCUGUUUCAUCGGCUGAACGCGGUGUAUGGUCGAAUCGCAACCUGAUGUACCGAGAUAUUAAAGCUUUUCUCAGUGAAGUCGGUGGGGAUCCGCGGGAAGCACGAUACUGGCUGACGCAAUUUCAGCGUGCUAACCUGUCACAGACGCCUGCGUUUGCAGUUUUGGAGAUUGACGCCUCUGUAUUCAAGAGCCAUGAGAUGGUGCACAGCCUGGCGUUCAGCCUCUCCUUUCUUCAGCGCAUGGAUAUGAAGACUGUAGUGGUGAUUGGGCUUCCUCCAGACGCGUGUGAUGCAUCUGACUGUAGGACACUGAUGGUGAAGUACUGCCAAGCUCUCACUGAAGCCCUGCAGCACAACUCGGCCAGUGUCAUGCCUUUCUUCAGUGCGGAGGCACUACUGCAACUUCAGCAGCCUCAGCAUGGUUGCAGUGGUGAUCCCUCCAUCAUGGUGGACACAACCCUGAUGAAGUGGAGUCUGAACAGUGGUGCCAUUCCGCUAUUGUGUCCAGUGGGCCUUGACACAGCUGGCUGCUCCACACUCCUCGACUCCUACAAGGUCACGGCAGCCAUUUCACAAGCCUUACAGCCCCUCAAAGUCAUGUUCCUCAACAGCUGGGGUGGCUUCCGCAACCAGAACCAAAAAGUGCUGGGUACGGUAUUGCUGCCGGGUGACCUGUCAGCUCUGAUGUCAGCGCAGUGGCUCAACACGCUGGAGCGCAGCCAGGUCGGCGCCAUCACUCGGCUCCUCAAUCAGCUCCCAGCUGAGAGCUCCGCCGUAGUCACCUCAGCCAACACGCUGCUGACUGAACUCUUCAGCCACAAAGGUUCUGGCACCCUGUUCAAAAAUGGAGAUCCUAUUCACAAAUAUGAAAGCCUUGAGGACAUAGACAUAGACCGUCUCCUGGCUCUGAUUAACAAAUCAUUUGGGAAGAAACUGAAGGAGGACUACAUCACCUCUCUUAAGGGCAGACUGCAUUCCAUCUAUCUGUCUGAAGGGUACAGUGCUGCUGCCAUCAUCACCACUGAGCCAGUGAGCAGUGACACUCCGUAUCUAGAUAAGUUUGUAGUGAGCGGUAGCAAACAGGGCCAGGGCACAGCACAGAUCCUCUGGGAAUGCAUCCGCCAGGACCUGGGCAAACUCUUCUGGAGGUCUCGCUCAACCAAUCGCAUUAACCCAUGGUAUUUCAAGCACUGUGACGGUAGCUUUGUCAACGGUUGCUGGAUCGUCUUUUGGUUCGGCUUGUCUGACAUUCGGGACUCGUAUGAGCUGGUCGAAUACGCCAAGAGCAUGGCAGACUCUUUCUGCCCUAGCAAGGAGGCUGAGACGGUCACUCAGCACAAGUCCCCAGGGUCCUGAUCUUGCCUUCACUACAUUUCACCACACUUCAAUAUGCCCUAUGUAUGUCAUCAGGUUAAACUUUGAACUUCCCGAAAAAUGGUUUCCGGAUUGUUUACCAAGUGAGAUCUCGCUUCUGAGAUGCCUUAAUCCAGGGGUAUCUCGAAGUGAUGUUACACAGUGGCUGCUGGUACAGAUUGUACAUACAUGUUGGUUGGUUUGUUUGUUUGUGUUUAUUUAUCAUUUUUCUUUAAUGUGAUGGUAAUUAAUCAUGAUUCUUUAAAUGUGUACAUUGUAAAAUGUAUCUGAUGAUGGUACCUGAUGAAUCCCUCUCUGCUGAUGGUUGUUCAAUAAACUGGAACUGUAACAUUAA
Electrophorus electricus (electric eel) is the source of this 2133-nucleotide messenger RNA. RefSeq names its product N-acetylglutamate synthase (gene nags). The record is from RefSeq and is a predicted model, not a curated record. Gene Ontology annotation, biological process: glutamate metabolic process; L-arginine biosynthetic process. Gene Ontology annotation, cellular component: mitochondrial matrix. Gene Ontology annotation, molecular function: L-glutamate N-acetyltransferase activity, acting on acetyl-CoA as donor. Lineage: Eukaryota; Metazoa; Chordata; Actinopteri; Gymnotiformes; Gymnotidae.